GCGCAUGCGCGGAAAAUUGAACAUUGGGAAGGGUUUAUACAAUCGCUAUGUUGCUUUUGCUGGAGGGUUGGCUCUCUGCGCUAUAUACCCCUUAGUUGUUCAGAUAACGACCGUGGACAGACUAUUCCUGUCACUUCUUUGUCGCUGUAUCUAAUACUCAGGCAUUCAGCUAAAACAGACAUUUUGUGGUGGCAGCGGGCCACAGGACGUAGGAGCAGAAUUAAGCCAUUCAGCCCAUUUAAGGAGAUCGUGGCUGAUCUGAUAUUAAUUUUCUUUAUGUAUUUUUCAGAAAUUCUUCCUCCCCUCUAUUGCAAAUCUCUUUUUCUGAGGCUAUGCGCCCUGAGAAAAUGAUAGUGGACUGUCUUCUUCAGGAACCGCAGCAGGAAUGGUUUGAUAGAGUCGGCCUGGCAAGUUAUGAGUUAAAUAGAAUUUGCAGCGCAGAAAUCGACCAUUCGGUCCAGCCAGUCUGUGCUGGUUGAUGUAAUAAAUGUCGCUGUAUUUGCUCUUUAAUAACGAAAGAGAUUCGCUGUGGUGUAAAGUACUGAAAAUUCUGAAAGGAUAAGAAAUGGAGUAUUAAUUAGUAUUUCCAAGAAUUAAUUAAGCCCACUGUUUUUCUAAGAUGAUAAGAUGGCAACAUUUGAGCAUAUAAAGACCUGCCUUUCAGCAGAAGUACAUCAUAUGGUCUGCAGUCUUGGACUGACGGUGUUGAAUAGGCCAGAGCUUGAGCGCAUCAUCACUGUAUCUGGAGAGAUUUGCUGGGAGGCUAUUACAUUUUACCUACACACUUCAGAUGCAGAGAAACAUGACCUGGACUACAUAGAAAGUGUGAGAAGUCUGGGACCUGUAUGUAAAACUGUCCAUUUAUAUCUACUGUCACUCAGUACACAGCACUUCAACAAUCAAUAUGGACUGUGGUUUAAAUGGACUAACAACAGAGAGUUGUUUGUUGAAGCAUUUGAAGCCAUCAGGAGUGCACAACCCACCGCUGUAUCCCUCAGCUUGAUGAAGUUAACAGCUUGUCUAGAACGAGCUUUGGGUGAUGGACAUUGCCUAAAGUUCUUACAACCAGAAAAUUCACAUUUUUGUUUAUGUAAUUUCUGUUUUGCUUUUCCACAGUCCACAACACUAUACACAACAUUUGAUGAGAUGCUGGCAAAAUAUCUAGACAACGGUGUUAUAAACCACCUUCCUUCAGCUUUGGGAGAUCCUAUAAUGGAAAUUCUCUGGGACCUGUUAAACCACCAGGAGGGUCCACGGCUCCGGGAUCACCUAAGUCACGGUGAAAUAGACUUGAAGUUGUUUCCAAGAGAAAUGGCUAGUCACGUCGUGGCACUUGCUAUCAUUUUGUUACAUCAUUGUCAUAGAGGGGCAAAUGGAAUUGCUAUGGAAAACGAGUGUCUGAGAACAAUUAUGUGUUCUACGCAUUUAUAUUGCUCUCGGUUCCAUCCAGUUGGACGGCUUAAACAACAGCUUCGACGCUGCCUUGAAAGCCUCCAGAAAUGGGGUGAGAUACCAAGACCCACACUGGAACAAGCAUCGGAUAGACCUGGGUCUGAUUGUUUGAGUCCUGCAGCCCAAACUGUUCACCGAUGCCUGAUGGAAGGACUUGUUUCUGCACUAAUAAACCGAUUGAAGAUGGUUUAUGAUGAAGACCUUAAUCCUUUUCAUUAUUUGUUGGCAGAGGCGCAGCUUCAUCUGGUAGCUAAACUGCUGGCCAACCGCAUCGGCACUUUGUAUUGCUCACGUGUUGUUUUGGAAUUGGUGUCGUUGCUGAGAAAAAUUACCUCGCAAUGCCUGACUGUUUCAGAGCAGAUUAUGCAUGGUGCUGUGUCUCGCCACCAACAGUGGCUGAGCAAAUCUCUGCGCUCACGGCAAAGGCAGAAUUAUCUUCGAAUGCUGGGCAGUGUCCAGUACUUGCACCACAUUUUCAGUCUACUUACUCUACUUGUAGCAGUGGAACUGCUUAAUGCACAGACAAUGGUGGAUGAGACUUCUUCUGAAUAUCACCGCCACUUGAAGUUUCUGAAGUCGGUGUUGCAAUACACGGAAAAUAUGGUCACGUACACAAGCCCAGACAAAAAUAAAUGGAACGAGAGCUGGGAUCUGACAGAGAAAAUGUUAUUGAAAGUUAAAAAUUUUUACAACAAAUGAUAGUACAAGACUGUACAGCUUGAAUACAGUGGGACUAUCUGGUUAUAAUCUAGAAUGACUAUAAUGGGAAAUUAUAUUGCAUAUAUUAAAAAUAGAACAUAUGUGCUCAGAAGAAAUAUGUGGUGAAUUAUAUUUAUUUCCAGGGGCAAAAAUCUAGAGGUAAAAACAGAACAAAUUUAUGGUAUGCUGACAUUGUGGCACUGUAUUGGAAAAGGCCCUACAAAAUGUCACGGAUCAAGUAAAACCUAAAAGUUGUGAGUAUAGAUUUAGUCUGAACAACAAGAGGCAAAAGCAAUGGCAGUUAGAAGGAAUCCAUUAGAAGAAACUGGCGUGAAGGUUAAAAUGUCACAAUCGAUAAAUGGAUAAGUUUCUCUGUUUAAGACAAAUGAUUACAGAAGUUAGAAGAAGGAUUUGAGAUAGCCAUGAGUAAUUUUGUGAAGAUGAGGGAUAUGUUAAUAAGAAAACUCAAGCUUGGAGCAAAGGAAAAAAAAUGUGAUGCAACAUUCUAUCCACUUUUACCUUUAUACCUCAAAGCUGGACAAAACUUUGAGAUCUAUGGAAGACAAUAGAGACCUUUGAAAUAUGGAUGCUAAAAUUUAUGAAUAAAAGCACAUAUACAAACCAUAAUACUUAUAAAAAGGUACUUGAAAAUGUCAGCAUUUAGCUAUUUGGUCAUAGCUGAAAAGCUGUAGCAAUCUCUUCCGGAGGGUAAGGUGGAAGAGAAUAGAACGAACAGUUGACCUCUGUGUUGGAUGUCAGAGAGGUUGCCAGUGAGCUACAGUAAAUUUGUGAGCAUUGAUAAGCAUUGCAUUUCUUGACAGCAGAUCUCCUGGCAGGAGUGGCCACAAGCAGCAGCUGCAACACACACGCACUUUAAGUUUUCUUUCCCUUUGCAACUAGCAAGGUUUUUUAACAGUUCUUUCGGUGUAGCCGUGUGUGUGUGUGUGUGUGUGUGUGCGCGCGCGCGAGUGAGAGAGAACCUUAGUCAAAAAUAACACAACACCAGGUUAUAGCCCAGCAGGUUUAUUUGAAGAUAUAAGCUUUUGGAGUCUCACUUCUCCUUCAGGUAUCACGGGUGAACUUUGAGCAGUAAUUAUGCAAAGUUGUAUAAAGGAAGGCAUCACAAUCAUUCUCAAUCAGUCUGCUCUUGUACACCCUAACCUGAUGACCCUGGUGCCAGUGAGAAAGAUAGCACUGCUGACAGUUAGGGGUACCUAAUCGAACAAGUAUCAGAAAUUGGACCCAGAACCUCCUGAUCUUUGUGUUUUUAGUGCUAGAUUGGGUGAUGCAAGCUUAUCCAGGGAACCAGUAUUGUCACAUUGUUCACAUCACUAACAUCUUUUAGUAGCCCUUCCACCACUAGCAGUGAGCCGUCUGCCUCCUCCGGAACUGAGAAAUAAGAAAGUAGGAAACAUGUCCGUGGAUUUGAUGGUGAUUUCCCCGAGUUUGGGGCUUUGACUGUUACACUGAGAUAUGAAAAAAUCCCAAUAUGCCUCAUUUGCCUAUAAAUGCUGACCAAAUAAUUUAAAGUGACUUGGAGACCAACCAUGAGGAUUACACCAGGAAAAUGAAAUCAUUUUUCCAAUGCCAGAAAGAGAAGCUUUCUCAGCAGCAGUCUUUGAGGCUUGUAAGCAUCUCUGAACGUGCUCAAAAAGAGGAUCAUCUGAGGUGAACCAUCAGAUUGCAUAGCCUCACAUAAUUGCAGAAACUUUGCUGUUAACCACUGUAAUCAAAGUGGUUGAAAAUGUUUUUGGGCAGAACAAACAGAGACUUGCAAGUGUGAUUCUCUCAAACAGCCCCAUGAAGUGGAGAAUUGAGGCAAUUGAAGCUGAUUAAAGAGUCAACACUGGUGGAGCACCUGAAAUCUACACCCACCUUUGCUCUGCAAAUUGAUGAUAAGCAGAGGGUCUGGUGCAUAAUCAUUAGUUUUUGUGUGAUGUAUUGCUGAAGGUAUUGAUUCAGUUUAACUCCCACUUCUUGAACAUAAACAUGCACAGAGAAUAUUCUGCAUGUUACAUAGCUACAUGGAAGAAAGAAAUGUUCCUUACAACUGUCUAGUUGAAUUCUGUAUGAUGGCACUUCAGUAAUGGCAUGAUGCAAGCCAGGCCUUUGUGCUUUGGUGCAGAGAAUUGCUCCAUCUGCUACUUGGACUGUGCAGGAUUCACAGGGAGCAACUGGCUCACUGUUUCAUGCCAGGUCACAUCCACUGGGAGCUGCAUUAACCUUGGCCUCCUUUGGCAUGUCUGUUUGCAAAGCUGUGUGCAAACAUAGAAUCUGAUCAUAAUGAUGUGUUGUUUCAGAGGUCGACUGUUAGUUGAGAGGAAGGCUGCUGCAGAAAUAUUUGGGUCGUUGCUUAAUGAAUUGUUCAUGGAAGUGGGUGCCCCUGACUGGUCCAGCAUUUAUUGCCCAUCCUUAGCUGCCCUUGAGAAGGUGGUCGUGAACUUGAACCAAUACAGCACAUUUGGUGUAGGUAGACCCACAAUACCAUUAGAGAGGGAGUUCCAGGUUUUUGACUUAACAACACUGAAGGAAUGGUAAUAUAUUUCCAAGUCAAGAUGACAAGCACCUUGGAUGGGAACUCGCACGUGGUGGUGUUCCCUUGUAUCGUGUACUUCUAGAUGUUAGUACUGUUUGGUUUGGAAGGUGCUGUCUAAUGAAGAACAGGAAUUAACUGAUUACAGUUUCAAAUGCCUGGCAAAAAAUUGAUUGACUGAUUUCCUCUGUGAUCGAAACAUGAUGUGUGUCCUUGCAUGUACGAUAUAUUUGGGAAGCUAAAUGAACGGCAUACCAGAAUGUAAGGAAAGAGUACAGACAUUCUUGUGAUUGGCUUAAAGCAUUUGUGAAGAAAAUUGCAUUCUGGAAGAGGACCAUGCUGAAGUUGAACUACUGAGUAUUUGCACCCCUUUUCUGAGACUUUGAGAACAUUGCAUCAAACCAUGUCCCAUUCCUGUGAUGACCAACCAUCUCAGACACCUGAAGAUAGACUUUGCAUCCUUUUUUCCCCAGAUUUAGAUAUGGCAACCUUUGCUUGGGUCCAAAACCAGAAUGGCUGGAUUUGCGUGCUGCUGAAAUUGAGCAUCUCCUUAAAAUUUCAUGCAAUUAAAAGAAUAUUUCCCAGAGUUUCUCCAACAGAGUUAUGUUUUGGUGUAAAGAAUUACUACUCUGACAUCACAUUGUGCAGUUCCUAUUGCUAAUACGUAUUUGUACGAAGCUGGAUUUAACACAGUGGUUUGUAUCAAAUCUUAAUACCGGUCAACACUUCAUGUCUCACAUCAGAGAUGAAAUAUACACUGCUGUAAUAACUACACAACCAGAUUUUAUCGUUAGGAUCAGACCAGCAUCUUUUAAGCUUAAUUAUAGUAGCUGCUGUUAUAAUGUUGCUGUUUUGUUACUUUUGACACUUGGAUAUACCAACAGUUUUGUUUCAUUUGAACACAUACAAAAACAGUGAAAGUUCUUGUGCUGCUAUUUUGUUUUAU
Molecule: messenger RNA, 5630 nt
Organism: Rhincodon typus (whale shark)
Lineage: Eukaryota; Metazoa; Chordata; Chondrichthyes; Orectolobiformes; Rhincodontidae
Product: endoplasmic reticulum membrane-associated RNA degradation protein
Exons: 12
Coding region: 628-2151 (507 amino acids)
Source: RefSeq, a predicted model, not a curated record